UGUAUUUCUGUCUGUUUGCGUGUUUAUUUCGGUGUUUGUGUGUUUAUUUAGUUCUGUGUUUCACCCCAGAGGGUCUAAACACUCUUUAAUUUGUGAUUACACGCUUAAAAAGCGGAUGAAAACGGAUCACGGCGAGUCAUGUUCUCGGAUGUAGCUGAGCCGAAGGCGACUCUGCUGGCUCCUCCAGGGACGGCGAGGCCGGUCUUCUCCCGGGAUGAGCGCUCUUACCGCGGCUGCGGCGAGCGGUUCGGCCUGGGGGAGCGCAGCUUUCAGCGGCAGUACGCGCACAUGUACGCCGCCCGGCUGAUGCAGAUGCGGGGCAUCCUGAAGGAGAGAGCCGGGCAGAAGUGGGGUACCGAGGUGCCGGUCAGGAAGCUGUGUGACCUGCAGACGGGAGAGCACUGCGCUAUCGUCGGAACCUUAUUCAAACAAAUGGAGCUCCAGCCAUCCAUACUGAAGGAGAUCAGCGAGGAGCACAACCUGCUGCCCCAGCCUCCUCGUGCUAAAUACGUCAGCCCGUCAGAUGAGCUUAUUUUGGAGGACGAGCUGCAGAGGAUCAAACUGGAGGGCAAAAUGGAAACCUCGAAGUUUGUUACUGGGAGUGUGAUCGCGAUCCUGGGUGCGGAGAAGAACGAUGGUAAAUUUACCGUGGAGGAUUACUGCCUGGCUGACCUUCCUCCUCAAACACCCAGAGAGCCUCUGAACGCAGACAGGUUUGUGCUCCUGGCGUCUGGUCUGGGAUUGGGCGGCAGCGGAGCAGACAGCAUGCUGGGAUUGCAGCUGUUGAUCGACAUGGUCACAGGUCACCUGGGUGACCUGGGGGAGCAGAGCGGGGCAGCGUCCAUCUCACGGGUCCUGCUGGCUGGAAACCUCCUCAGUCAGAGCACGCAGGACAAGGACUCCACCACCAAGGCGAAGUAUCUGACCAAGAAGACUCAGGCAGGCAGUGUGGAGGCCAUCCGGCUGCUGGAUGAGCUGCUGGUUCAGCUUGUGGCCUCUGUACCGGUGGAUGUGAUGCCGGGAGAGUACGACCCCACCAACUACACUCUGCCCCAGCAGCCCCUGCACCGCUGCAUGUUCCCCCUCUCUGUGCCAUAUCCCACCCUGCAGCUGGUCACCAACCCCUACCAGGCCGUCGUGGACGGAGUCCGUUUUCUGGGCACCUCUGGGCAGAACGUGAGCGACAUUGUCAAGUACAGCAGCAUGGACGAUCAUCUGGAGAUCCUGGAGAGCACCCUGCGUCUCCGUCACCUCGCACCUACUGCCCCCGACACGCUGGGUUGUUACCCGUUCUACCAGCAGGACCCGUUCAUUAUGCCCGAGUGCCCUCAUGUGUACUUCAGUGGAAAUGCACCAGCGUACCAGUCCAAACGCGUUACAGGGCCUGAAGGGCAGGACGUGCUGCUGGUAACGGUCCCCGAGUUCAGCAGCACACAGACAGCCUGUCUGGUGAACUUGCGCACUCUCGAGUGCGAGCCGGUCUGCUUCUCCUCCUUCUCCGCUCAGGACGAGGACAACGAGAUGAACAUCAGCCACUAAGCUCACGUAUCACCAUCGCCAGAGUGAGAGCUUUAAACACACUGGGCAAAUUAUUAUUGGGUCCGAGUAGAAGUGUUGAUCAAAUCACUGUGAUGGACGCUGAGAACUGCUUUUAAUGUACUUCAAGGGAAAAUCCACCACUUUUUCACAUUUUGGGAGAUGGGUGGAAUUCCCCUUCCCAUAUCAGUAGUAAAAGUACCAAGUUAUUUAGACUGUUACGUUAUUCCGGUGAACUGUUUCUAUUAUCCUGAGCUGUGUGGCUGCAGAGAUUAAAAACUCAUUUACCAAUUUAUGCCUGCUGCUAUAAAGGUCUUCUUAAUAGAAACCUUUUAAUCAGAAUAUAAUAAACAUGUAAUAACUCGUUACUUUUGGUUUUGAUGCAUGAAAACAGGUAAAAGCAAGAACCUUUGUACCUUGCAUACAAAUAUGGAUGGAAUAUUUCUGCUUCUAGUACAGACGGGUUGUACUUUUCUACUCCUGGUAACAGAAACGUGUGAAUUACAUGGAAUAUCUAUCCAGAAUACACAAACUGUCCAGCCGUCAGCUUCUUUAUUUGAGCAGGACCACAAAUCAACAGCUGAAGUCAUGAAGGCCAGACGACGUGUCCAGUUUAGUCCUGCCGAGUUUUGGUCAAUAUUUUCUUUAUAUAAAAUGAAUACAGAGCGAAUUACUUUAUCAAGAAAUUGUCAUUCAGUAUCUUUCAGUACCUGAGUAGGCAGUCAUUGCAGCUGUGAGCCAGUAAGCAUGCUUGUUUAACAUUCAGGCUGCUGAUUGGUUGUCUGUUACAUUACAUUGCUGUCUGAGCAAAACCUCGUAUCUCCAACAUGGUCACUUUACAGGAGAAGGAAAAAACCUGCUGUAAUUCUAAUGUAAGUCAAUGGAACCAGACGUCUUUCCCAGUCAUUUUGGGCCGUUUCUUUUCCUCCAUUCGUCAGUAAAUUUGCACAGAAUGUAAAGGGCAACAGGUAUUUUCCAAUUUUGUCAGAAACCGUAACGAAAGUGGAGAUGCGAGGUUUUCACGCAGCAGCGAAAUGCAGGUUAUUAGCAUCAGUUUCGUGAUGAUUUGGCCAUCUUAGUGUAGUUUACAGCACGUCAUACCUCUGGUUUAAGCCACACCCAUCUCAUCUCACAGUAACUGAUCUGCUCAACUUCAGAAGCCGGUAGUUUCUCUUGGACUGUCUGUACGAUUAAAAUACAGCAAACACGCGAGAAAUACAUAAACAGGCCUUUAUUAGAUGAAGAAAUAACAGUUCUUUACCUCCAGUCCUUCAACCUCGAGGACUUUUUGAGAAAAGUCCCUCCUGUAGACGUUGUGCAGUCUUCGACAAGCGAAAGGUUUGUUUACUUGUGUGCAAGAAAUGUAAAUAAAGUCCGUUUUGUAUACACGUUCUCUUUUUCUUCUGUGGGAAGCAGGUGGGUGGAUCGAAUAGAUGUGGCUAACUCUCUGAAGUUGGUGCCCAGGCUGUCGAAAUAAGCCGAGACCAGAGAGGGUGAUGCUUCGACCCACGUGGAGGACUUAAAUGAAUUAAGGAUGAAGGCUUUGGCAGAAAGCUGCGCCAGAUGCAGAGGAGUUGGUGGUUUAUAGGCUCUUCCCAAGACGUGAGAUCCGUAACAGCAAACAUUUCAACUGCUUUCGGCAGCACGAGCUGAGGGAUGAGUCCAAACCCGAAAUU
This is a messenger RNA of Pygocentrus nattereri (red-bellied piranha), 3212 nucleotides long. RefSeq names its product polymerase (DNA directed), delta 2, regulatory subunit (gene pold2). Gene Ontology annotation, cellular component: delta DNA polymerase complex. The coding region runs from base 139 to 1539 and encodes 466 amino acids. Lineage: Eukaryota; Metazoa; Chordata; Actinopteri; Characiformes; Serrasalmidae. The transcript is spliced from 11 exons. Gene Ontology annotation, biological process: DNA strand elongation involved in DNA replication; DNA replication. The record is from RefSeq and is a predicted model, not a curated record. Gene Ontology annotation, molecular function: DNA binding.